This is a messenger RNA of Exophiala viscosa, 2024 nucleotides long. RefSeq names its product TRAPP trafficking subunit Trs65-domain-containing protein. The record is from RefSeq and is a predicted model, not a curated record. Gene Ontology annotation, cellular component: trans-Golgi network; TRAPPII protein complex. NCBI's taxonomy places the organism in Eukaryota, Fungi, Ascomycota, Eurotiomycetes, Chaetothyriales, Herpotrichiellaceae. Gene Ontology annotation, biological process: intra-Golgi vesicle-mediated transport. The coding region runs from base 100 to 1875 and encodes 591 amino acids. The transcript is spliced from 2 exons.
AGUGCGUGAUAGUGAGUCCCAAGCGUCGGCCAACAUUGACAUGCAUUGGCAAUUCUGCCUGUCGACCUGCAGUCUGCGCAUGUAGGCGACGGUCACAAGAUGGAUGCAGAUUUCAUGAAAACAUCCUUGCUGGACACAGUCAUUCCUGAAGACACAACCACUGAACUGUCCAAGUUACUGGAAUCGCAUCUGAAUGGCUCAAAUGAUUUCACGCGACUACUGCCGUUGAAGGAAAGAGACACUUUAUUCUUUGACGAAAGAUUGAGGGCGUUAGCUGUGCUACAGGUGCCACACUGCGAUGAGGAUGUCUUGAAAUCGUAUCUUUCACGCCUCUCAUACAAAGUCGAUGUGUGGGCCAUCGACGAGUCAGUCAACAAUGGACCAGCCACGGUUGCAUCGACUCCGCAAAGAGACUUGAUAUUCUCACAUGAAGCUAUCCAGAAAAACGAGCCUUUGGUUCUUGCCAGCCAGUCCACGGACAGUGAUCGCGAUUUGACCCUGAUAUGGGAGAUUGAGAUCGCUCUACACCGACCAAGAUUCCGCGUUUCACAGCCGAGCAUUGUUUUCGUACCUUCGGCGACUGUCAGCUCUUUUCAAGAUCAUCAUCAGAACCCGGCAGACCUGACACCCUUCCGACCACUCGAAGCAAAUGUUCUCGAACCCAUGCGCUUCAUUCCGGGGCUUCAACGAAACCCGCCAUAUCUAGCUGCCUCAAGGCUAGAGAGGGUGCUACCCGUGACUGCCACACAUAAGCAGAGGUAUCACAUAGCGCACGUUCCUUCAAGGCGAUACAGAGCAGUUCCAGCCGCCAUUGCUAGAGUUCGAUAUCAGAGGGUCAAUACGCUGAUACCCACACCCACCAACAUUGCCUUGCUAGACGUGGAGAUUGUUCCUUUCGUGCAGAUUGACGCCUCUGUACAAGACGUUCAUCUCGACUUGAAACACGGACGGGCUGAAUCAAUCAUGCCCGAAUUCUUCCCUAUGCAGUGUCAAUCUGGCGAGUGCCUUACCUUCAUACACAAACUCCAUCAGGAUAUCAAUACAGCGGAAAUACCGCUUGCUAACCCCAAUAUCGAUGUGCUUUCCGUGAAGAUCCAGUUACAAGUCCAUUCGAGUGACAUCUGCCGACCACUCAUCUCGAUGGACUGGACAACCCACGUCGACUUUACACAGGCCCUUAACCCUUCGUUUGGCCCCCCUUCACAGCCGAUUCAGAGACCAAAUCGACCGACAAGCCUCCCGGUCAAUAAUGGAAAUGACUCCUCUGGCCCCGUUUUGCUGAACGGUACAAGCUUGCAGCCAACAUCUGAUGUCCUGUCACGAGAUGGCCUUUCACUUUCAUUCACAGCCUCGCAUCCGCCUGUCAUCAUUGGAGAACCGUUUACGUGGAAGGUUCUGGUAGUCAACAACUCGUCAAAAGCAGCUAAACUCACGGUCAUACCGUUGCCGCGUAUUCAGAGACAAAACAGCCAAGCACAGUCCAUGGCAAAGCGACAUGCGCCAAAGUCCUCCACUGCAUCUUUCCAUCCUAGCGAGAGACGACACACGAGGGACAAAGACGACGUGGAUGUUGCUCAAGCCAUUGUGGACGAAAAUGUCGUUUACGCCAUGCAUCAUGCGAACGUGGUGCCCCCAGAGACCGACCUCAUGGCCCUGACUGCCGAGUUGAGGAUCGGACCUCUGGCACCCGGGCAGUGUCACGAAAGCGAGAUCCAGAUGAUUGCUUUCGAAGCUGGCUCGCUUAAAGUGGAUGCUAUGAGAAUUGUGGAUUUGGUCAAAGAGGCCGAAGAGGGGAGUGGUGCUCUGGGUGUGGUUGUCGACAUCAAGGAUCUGCCCGAUAUCGUGGCCGUCAGGCGCGCGGAUGAGGAAUCGUAGCAUAAACGAUCGGUCACAAGUAGAGUCUUGAGGGCACACAUCUCGCUGCUGAGUACACCAGCGUAGAAAGAGUCCUGCAUAUUGUGCUUGCUCGGACGUCUUUGAUGUCCGUACGCAGGAAAUAUAAUUUUAUAUUUUGACGACGUUUA